UUCUCUCUUCCUCCACUGUCCUCCUGUCCUCGCCAUUCUCUUUUUUUUUUCUGUUCAGUUUUGUCCAUUAAUUUCGCCAUUGCUGGCCGUCGGUCAUCUCUCUGGUCUUCGUUAAUGGCUUCCUCGUCUCAACAUUCAGUAAAGAAGUAUUUUACCAAAGUACCGAAAUCCAGUGUAGCUUCUUCUAGUCAACCUAACCAGGAAGCAAAUGCCCACCAUUCAGAAGUACCAUUACCUUCUUCUCAAGAAUUUGAUUUGAGUACUUUAAAUUAUGAUCCGGGUGAAAGAACCCCAAUCUUGGACUAUCAUCCAAACCAUCGUGAUGUUAUUAGAAGAGCAUACCUUAUUAAUGGUCCUUGUCAACCUCGAUUGCUUCAGCAUGAGUAUCCUCAAACGAAUAUUUCUGGAUCAAUGCGUCGUUUUAAUUCUGAAUGGUUUGAUGAUGUAUAUCAUGAUUGGUUGGAGUAUAGUGUUAGUAAAGAUGCAGUCUAUUGUUUGUAUUGUUAUCUAUUUAAAGGCUACAACACUAAUCAAGGUGGGGGUGAAGUAUUUUCAACUAUUGGGUUUAAGAGUUGGCAGAAAAAGAAGAAUCUUGGAAAACAUAUUGGUCUACCAAACUUGACCCCACAUAACUUACCAAAAAAGAAAUGUCAAGAUUUAUUGCGGGAUUGGCAUUUUCGAGGUCAUGAUGAAUCUAAAUCAUCACUUAGUAGGGGUAAUUUUCUUCAAAUUCUCUCAUGGUAUGCGAAAAAGUGUGAUAAUAUUCGUGAUUAUGUACUGGAACAUGCUCCUCAAAAUGAUCAAAUGACUUCUCCAAUAAUUCAGAAAGAUAUUGUGAGUGCUUGUAAGAUAGAAACAAUUAAAGCUAUUCUUGAGGAAUUAAAUGGUGACUACUUUUCUUUACUAGUUGAUGAGUCUUUUGAUGUGUCACGCAAGGAGCAAAUGGCUAUUGUCUUACGAUAUAUUGAUAGAAAUGGAUUUGUGAUGGAGCGGCUUUUGACAUUGUUCAUGUUCAAGAUACUAGUGCUUUAUCUCUAA
Messenger RNA from Lycium ferocissimum, 1038 nucleotides. RefSeq lists its product as uncharacterized. The record is from RefSeq and is a predicted model, not a curated record. The transcript is spliced from 3 exons. The coding region runs from base 115 to 1038 and encodes 307 amino acids. NCBI's taxonomy places the organism in Eukaryota, Viridiplantae, Streptophyta, Magnoliopsida, Solanales, Solanaceae.